This is a messenger RNA of Lolium rigidum, 564 nucleotides long. Its product is annotated as acyl carrier protein 1, mitochondrial-like. The coding region runs from base 58 to 456 and encodes 132 amino acids. Gene Ontology annotation, biological process: fatty acid biosynthetic process. Gene Ontology annotation, cellular component: mitochondrion. Lineage: Eukaryota; Viridiplantae; Streptophyta; Magnoliopsida; Poales; Poaceae. The record is from RefSeq and is a predicted model, not a curated record. The transcript has 2 exons. Gene Ontology annotation, molecular function: acyl binding; acyl carrier activity.
CCUUCCUGUCUCCAGCCGAGUCAAAAUCCCGAGGGAAGAGAAAGAGGAAAAAGGAAAAUGGCGGCGGCGGCGCUUCGUCCGGCGAUCCUCCGCCACAUCCGCCUCUUGCCCACCACGGUGGCACCUCUCGCCGCUGCCGCCGCGGCGGGCCAGCCCCACGCCCAGGCGCUGUGGCUCACGCGGCCAAUGUCCUCCCACGACGCGCACCUCACCCGCGACGAGGUCGUAGACCGCGUUCUCGAUGUCCUCAAGAGCCACCCCAAGGUUGACCCCUCCAAGGUAACCCCCGAUGCACACUUCGACAAGGAUCUGGGGCUGGACAGCUUGGACACGGUGGAGGUGGUGAUGGCGAUUGAGGAAGAGUUCAAGCUCGAGAUCCCCGACUUGGAGGCCGACAAGAUCGACUCCAUGCAGCUCGCUAUCGAGUACAUCGUCAACCACCCCAUGGCCGGCUGAGUGUCCCCCUUCCGAUUGCCCUUGUCCCUGGGUGAGGCUUUUCUUGUUUCUGUUUCGGACGAUGAAUAAUUGACUCGAGUUGUUCAGGAAAACUUGUCCCUGUUGCUC